This is a messenger RNA of Nothoprocta perdicaria, 876 nucleotides long. It is a transcript of the gene CIMIP4, whose product is annotated as testis expressed 33. NCBI's taxonomy places the organism in Eukaryota, Metazoa, Chordata, Aves, Tinamiformes, Tinamidae. The transcript is spliced from 4 exons. The record is from RefSeq and is a predicted model, not a curated record. The coding region runs from base 1 to 747 and encodes 248 amino acids.
AUGCAGGAACUUCAUUCAAGGAGACUUGAAGAGGGAGGAGGUACUCCUGCCACCAAAGACCCAGCAGUGGGGCAUGAACUGAGAGGGAGGAACAGCAGUUUCCGCCUCUCUGCAUUACCCAAGCAGAAAGAGGCAGAGGAGAAGCCAAACUCAAGUGCCAAAGUACCAGCAGCAGGCCAGUACCGAGCACUGGGAUCYAGGGGGCCUGGAUCUCCCCAGAAGAUCACCAAGACCAAAGAGGCCAAGGAAACCCGCUACAGAUUAAGUGCUAAGGAGUCCUUAGCAUCGUUAGGGCAAGAUGUGAAAGCAGAGGGGAAGCUUCUGGAGAAGAGAAACACUUUAACCCAUGCUAAAAGCAAAUAUAAAUCUGCCAGUGCAGAUGAACUUUCUCGCAGUGAAGAGGAACGGCAGGCUCUGUGCAAGGCAGGAUUAAUCAUAGGACAGAAAAGGCUCAGCGACCGCACUGAGAUGUUACAAAACCCCCUGACUUCUACAUCUUUUGCUGAUUACUACCAGCUGGGUUUUAAUUUGAGGUCAAAUAUCUUCCAAGGUGGCCCACUGGAGAGCAGAAGCUUGAUGAAAGAUUCUUACACCCCGGAUGUAAUUCAGAAAGCAAUCAGAGAUCCCAAGAAUUGGCAUGGAAGAAGGACUGAUGACCUAGGUAGAUGGCAUCAGAAAAAUGCCCUAAAUCUUAACCUGCAGAAAGCAUUUGAAGAGAAAUAUGGGAAGAACAAAGGCAAGCCUUAGAAUCAGGUUAGGGACUGGAGUGCUUUCAGCAAGGGAUCUUCUUCCUCAGCCAUCUAAUAAACCUCCGUGUAAGCCUUCUGCCAUUUGCUUGCCAGGUGUCAACAGCAGGUGUGUUGGUAGUGCUCUCUU